AUGAAGUUUUUGACUACCAAUUUUUUAAAGUGUUCCGUGAAGGCUUGUGACACCAGCAAUGACAAUUUCCCACUAAAAUACGAUGGCGCCAAAUGCAGCCUACAACAGGACGAUAGUAUCGACUUCAACCCGGAGUUCCUACUCAGCAUCCUCGACAGAGUCGACUGGGACGCAAUUCUCGCAGUGGCCGCAGACCUGGGAAACGAAUCACUUCCUCGUGUCAAACCCGUCCUCGUACCAGGACAAGAGCUGUCAGAAGAUGACCAAGCCAUACUCAGAGACCUACACACAUUGCUGAUCCAGACGUCAAUCGUCGAGGGCCAAAUGCAAUGUCGCAACUGCGAGCACAUCUACUACAUCAAGAACGGAAUACCAAACUUGUUACUGCCUCCACAUCUCGCAUAG
This is a messenger RNA of Torulaspora delbrueckii, 405 nucleotides long. It is a transcript of the gene TRM112, whose product is annotated as RNA methylation protein TRM112. The transcript has a single exon. Gene Ontology annotation, biological process: peptidyl-glutamine methylation; rRNA (guanine-N7)-methylation; tRNA methylation. Lineage: Eukaryota; Fungi; Ascomycota; Saccharomycetes; Saccharomycetales; Saccharomycetaceae. The record is from RefSeq and is a predicted model, not a curated record. Bases 1 to 405 code for a protein of 134 amino acids. Gene Ontology annotation, molecular function: protein heterodimerization activity.